Trichoderma atroviride IMI 206040 is the source of this 414-nucleotide messenger RNA. RefSeq lists its product as uncharacterized. NCBI's taxonomy places the organism in Eukaryota, Fungi, Ascomycota, Sordariomycetes, Hypocreales, Hypocreaceae. The record is from RefSeq and is a predicted model, not a curated record.
AUGUCAAAUGCUACUGAAAAGGAUCGCACUACUGACUCUGCCGAAGAGUACGGCUCCGACUCUGCCCCCGAGUCACCGCCUCCCCAGCCUCCCCGCCGUGAGAGAAGACAAAUGACGAGGACCCAGCGCCGCGGAAAGUCCCAAGCCGGCGGCGGCCAGCUCGCCGGGUUGGACAACCUGCCCGUGGCCGGAGAUUUGGGAAACCAAGUCGGGCAAGUAGGGCAGACGGCACAGGGAGCAGUCGGCGGCGUGACGAACGCGCUGGGAGGCGUCGCGGGCAAUGCGGUGCAGCAGCAGGGCGGUGGCGAGGACAAGAAGAGCGACACGUUGAGGCUACGGCUGGAUUUGAACCUGGAUAUCGAGAUUCAGCUCAAGGCCAAGAUUCACGGCGACUUGGAGCUGGCGUUGUUGUAA